Messenger RNA from Penicillium crustosum, 1845 nucleotides. Its product is annotated as fungal specific transcription factor domain-containing protein. The record is from RefSeq and is a predicted model, not a curated record. The transcript is spliced from 5 exons. Gene Ontology annotation, cellular component: nucleus. Gene Ontology annotation, biological process: regulation of DNA-templated transcription. Bases 1 to 1845 code for a protein of 614 amino acids. Lineage: Eukaryota; Fungi; Ascomycota; Eurotiomycetes; Eurotiales; Aspergillaceae. Gene Ontology annotation, molecular function: DNA-binding transcription factor activity, RNA polymerase II-specific; transcription cis-regulatory region binding.
AUGGCUGACCACCAAAAGGGGAAAUAUACCAAUGGCUCUGGCAAAACCUGUCAAAACUGCGCGAGGGCCAAAAUCCGAUGCAUUCGUUCUGUGGCUGCAGGGAGUUGCGACCGGUGGGUUAGUCGGAGAGAUCGUCGAUCCUCAAUGUCUAACUGGCUGAUAGAUGCAGCCGCUUGGGGAAAUCCUGUCACUUUCGGGAGGGUGGAAAUAAGGAUAGAGACACUGGAAGCCAAAGUAGAUCAGCUCUUGGCCCAAUUAGGGACGCCAACUCCGGUAUUAUAUUAUUUCCACAUGCUUCAUCGACCUUGCGAAUCACUGACAAUUAAUACAAAGGGGAACAUUGCUGAGAUGACUCCGAGUAGUUCAGCGCAUGCAAAAGAUGUCAUUGAUCAAGGCCUAAUUAGCAUAGGUGCCGCCAACAUGCUACUAAAUGAAUUUCGAGCGACACUCAUGCCACACUGCCCAUUCGUGAUAAUCUCAGCGCAGACAACCGCCGAAACACUCCGAAGAGAUAAGCCAUUUCUUCUUCUCACGAUCCUCACGGCUGCUUUGCAUCACAAUAUGCCUCUGCAACGUAAAUUGGAGAAGCAGGUAAAGAAGGUGAUCAGUGACUGCAUGGUAUUUAAUAGCCCGGUUUCAUUCGAGAUCCUUCAGGGACUUUUGGUUCAUCUCGCAUGGUGCCAGUAUCACUCUAAGCCGCGUCGGUUUUCCCAAUAUCUACAUCUUGGAAUUAGUCUCAUCACUGAUCUACAACUCGACCGUCCCCCUGAACAUCGGUUCUGGAGAACCAGAGUGGAUUUUGAUAGUGAACUAGACAGAGAGUCCAUCUCCUGGGGACGGGAAGAAAAAAGAGCUGUUAUCGGAUUUUUCUAUCUCUCAUCUUCGAUCUCACAGAUAUUACAAAAGGGAUGCUCCUUCCCAUACUUGCCAUAUUUCGAGAGUAUUUGCAAGUUAUUGGCCGCAGAUGCAGAGUAUCCGUCAGAUAAAUAUCUCCUCCAUAUUGUGCAGCUCCAACAACUUUCCGACAAAAUCACGCUGGUUUCAUCGCAGCAUGUUCCAGAAAUCCACAACACCCCAUUUAGUCUCGAGCAUUACUAUCGCGAGUUGAAAUCCGAACUCGAUUUAUAUCGCGCCAAUUUACCAUUUCUCUUGUGUGAAAACCAGACUCUCUUCAUGCAAUUUCAUACUGUCGAGAUGUAUCUAUGCCAGGUCACGCUUUUCGAUCACAAGCCCGGCGCGCAACCCCCACGUCAUGAGCUGUCCUUCCAGAUUGAAGCGUUGCGCAUGGGACUCAGCGCAGCCAAGACCUUACUCCACUUUUAUAUGUGUCUACCCUUAGGCGAUGACGCUAAAUUCAACAAUGUGGGAUGGGUUCAACUCGGGUUCGCAGUCACACUUGCAUGUAAGCUAGUGGUAGCAGCAUCGGAACCUUCGAUUCAUCCUCACACGGUCGAUUUGUGUUGUGCGCUGGAUAUCUCUAACACGAUAAAACGAUGUAUUAUUCGUAUCCAGGCGCUCAUCACGUCGGAUAUGGAUGAAUCCGGAGAUCGGGAUGUAUUCUAUCACUAUGAAAAACGUUUGAAACGUGUCCAAUGGUGGUUUGAAAGUCGAAUGAUAUCCGGAACCAGUACUGAUCAGUCCUAUCACAACAUACAACUUACGGGAGGAACCGAUUCAUCCGCUGGAGACGCAAGCCAUGGUGUUGAUGCUCUGCAGCCAACACUGAACGGUUUAGACAACCAUUUCCAGUGGCUAGACUUCUUCCCGGAUACGGCCGUUGACGAGAUGUAUGUCGACUGGAUGGCACACCCAACGACAUCAUUUGACCCGCAGCGCUUGGGUUAG